Messenger RNA from Stylophora pistillata, 1020 nucleotides. RefSeq names its product testis-expressed protein 47. Gene Ontology annotation, molecular function: FAD binding; blue light photoreceptor activity. The record is from RefSeq and is a predicted model, not a curated record. Lineage: Eukaryota; Metazoa; Cnidaria; Anthozoa; Scleractinia; Pocilloporidae.
UUCAAUAAGAGAAGGGAAAAUAAAGAUGGCGGCAAGUCCUGGAGGUGACGAAGAUUCGGUGUUCGAUGUAGGAAGGCUAUCUUUAUUUGAUCUCAUUCUAGAGCGAACACGAGCUCAAAAUAAGAAACAACUUGUACAUCGACUGGUUUACGUGUCAAAAAUCCGCCCGGAUGUUAGUGACAGGAAAGAAAUUGGAGCUCACUAUGAAAGACUUUUUAAGGAACUUCAGAUACAAGUUCAUGGAGAAGCAGUGACAGGACUGCUUUUGAUAUAUCCUACUCAUGUCAUUCAUGUAGUUGAGACCUCCUAUAACAUGCUCUUGAAAGUUAUCAAAGACUUAGAGGAGGAUGAACAAUGCUACAGUGGUAUGCUGUUGAAUACAAAGUUACUUGUGUGUACUGGUGAUCUCAACAAUCGCCUCUUUGGACAAUGGAGUUUUAGAACUCUCAAUCUUGCUGUGUCAAGGAUGCAGGAAUUCACAACUAAUGAAGCCAUUGAUGUUGUGGUCACAGAAGCCUUAACACUUAUCAUUAAGCUAGCAGAAUAUUUGGCUAAACUACCAAAGAUCAGCUUAACAAAUACCAUGGACCAGUUACCUGAAAAAGUACCAGAUCUGUUAGUAAGACAAGAUCUGAUUGAGUACAUUUUGAGCUCACAAGACCUCAACGCACCUUCACAAUACCUUAAAAGAUAUACAACACCAAUUGACAUCACAUUGGACAGUGAAUUGGCUUGGCCCAUGCAGACAAGACUGUUCCCCUUAAGUUAGAAGUACUCCGAAAGGAUUAUUAUAAUCUUUUUUUAUUUAUUUAUUUUUUUGUUCAACGCACUAUUGUAAAUUUUAAAAUGUAAAUAAAUCUUUAUACUUAAAAAGGCGAAAAGGAGUUUAUAGUGUUGUACUGUGACUCUCACUUAGCGUCCGCUAAUUACAAGGUUACCGUUAAGUGAAGGUUUUAGUAAACUGCAGCACAAUAGUCGAGUUUUGAUUGCUGGAGAACAAUAAACGAAAGAAGAAUUGGU